UCUGAGGGGCGGCGGGGCCGGCGACCCGGAGGGGCGGCGCGGAGGCGGCGUCCAGCCGUACCCCGGCCUACCUGCAGCGCGAGGGCGUGGGCGCCGGGGGCCGGGAGGGGCGCGCUGGCCGCAGCCGCCUCGCGGCCGGAGUCUCCCCCGACGUUUCCGGGUCUCCACAGACGUGAGUCCGAUGGAGCGGUCGGCGGAGGGCGAGCAGCAGCCGUGGGGCCGGCUCCGCCGACUGGGCGCCGACGACAGCGAGCCGCACGUCCUCCUGCGGAAACGGGAAUGGACCAUCGGGCGACGAAGAGGUUGUGACCUUUCAUUUCCCGGAAAUAAACUGGUCUCUGGAGAUCACUGUAAAAUUAGAGUGGAUGAGAAAUCUGGUCAGGUGUCACUAGAAGAUACCAGCACCAAUGGAACAGUGAUCAACAAACUAAAGGUUGUUAAGAAGCAGACUUGCCCACUACAGACUGGAGAUGUCAUCUAUUUGGUGUACCGGAAGAAUGAGCCUGAGUACAAUGUGGCAUACCUCUACGAAUCUUUAAAUGAAAAGCAAGACAUAACCCAAGAUUCCUUUGAAGCCAACAAGGAAAAUGUGUUCCAUGUGACCAAAGAUCCCUCAGGUGCAGGGCAAGGUGAUGACCCCCAGGUCUUGCUGCCAUCGCCCACUACUCAUGCGUGCAUGGAGGAACCACAGCCAUCAACAUCCACUUCAGACCUCUUCCUCACGGCCUCUACCUCUUCUUUGGCGUGCAACUCCACAGGGCAAAGGCCUCUCUCCAGCUCUGGUGCCAGAGAUGCAGACAUCUCCCCAAAAAGCUAUGGUCCAUCUGUGGCAAGUGGUGAAACCUCGUGCUUCCCUUCUGCUCUCCCAGCUAAAGAGGGAAGCCCCUUUCCUCUGUCAGAACCUCAGGACCUGGCAGAUGCAGAACCUACAAAGAAGAGAAUGAAAGGAGUUGAGGAACCUGACCUUGCCCUGCACCUGUUGGUCACAGACCAGUGUCGUGAUUCCCAAACAACACCUGAGGGUGUCCGAGCUGCGGCUCUGAAGCCAGACAAGAUGGAGGAGACACUCACUUGCAUCAUCUGCCAGGACCUGCUACAUGACUGUGUCAGCCUGCAGCCCUGCAUGCACACCUUCUGUGCUGCAUGCUACUCGGGGUGGAUGGAACGUUCUUCCCUGUGCCCAACCUGCCGCUGUCCUGUGGAGCGGAUCUGUAAGAAUCACAUCCUCAACAACCUGGUGGAGGCCUACCUUCUCCAGCACCCAGACAAGAGUCGCAGUGAAGAAGACAUGCGGAGCAUGGCAGCCAGAAACAAGAUCACACAAGAUAUGCUGCAGCCCAAAGUCAGAAAGUCCUUCUCUGAUGAGGAAGGGAGUUCAGAGGAUGUGCUUGAGCUAUCAGAUGUAGACAGUGAAUCCUCGGAUGUCAGCCAGCCGUAUGUCCUGUGCAGACAGUGUCCUGAGUACCAGCGGCAGGUGGGACAGCCCCUUCCCUGCUCAGAGCCUGAGAGUGAGCCGGGGGUACCACAGGGCCCUGGAGAUGCACCGUCGACUUCCACUCGAGUCAGGACAGCCCAGGACUAUGUGUGUACCCUACAAGGAAGCCAUGCCAUUUGCACCUGCUGCUUUCAGCCCAUGCCCGACCGGAGAGCAGAGCGUGAGCUGGAUCCCCGCAUCGCCCCUCAGCAGUGUGCCGUUUGCCUGCAGCCCUUCUGCCACCUAUACUGGGGCUGUGCCCGCACCGGCUGCCUCGGCUGCCUGGCCCCAUUCUGUGAACUCAAUCUGGGUGAUAGGUGUUUGGAUGGAGUGCUGAACAACAACAACUACGAGUCGGACAUCCUGAAGAAUUACCUGGCUACCAGGGGCUUGACAUGGAAGAACAUGCUGGCAGAAAGUCUGGUGGCACUGCAGCGGGGUGUGUUUCUACUGUCUGAUUACAGAAUCACAGGGAACACUGUGCUGUGUAACUGUUGUGGUCUGCGAAGCUUUCGAGAGUUGACAUACCAGUAUCGGCAGAACAUUCCUGCUUCCGAGUUGCCCGCGGCUGUGACUUCCCGUCCUGAUUGCUACUGGGGCCGUAACUGCCGCACUCAGGUGAAGGCGCACCAUGCAAUGAAAUUCAACCAUAUCUGUGAGCAGACAAGGUUCAAGAACUAAGUGUCCAAGAAGAAACCAAGAUGGCUUUGGAGGAUUGAGAACAAUGACAGCAGUUUCAGAAAAUACACAAUGCAGACAUUGGAACGGCAUUGAGACUUGAGACGGUUCUGCAUAUGGCACGUGGUGUCACUUUUCUUUCGUGGAGUGAGACUUCAUUGAGACCUCAAGUGGCUGACAGGCCGUGGGCAUAGUCAUCCUCCUGGUGAGAUGACGAUGGACAGGAUUGUUCUUUGCACCUUCCACCACUAUGGUUAUAAGGCCAUUUCUUCAAAAGCUUCAUGGGAGAGAAAGAAAAAUUUCUCAAACAUUCUGUUUAACAAAAAGGAACCAGAAAUCCACAGCCUACAGGCUGCUCAAGUGGGGAGAUCAGUGCUGGAUGUUUUACUUUAAUAGGUUUGGUGCUUAUCUUCUAAUGAGAGUCAGAUAUCAUGAACCUGUAGCACAAUGAUACUGUUUCUAAUGUACACUUUGGCUAAAAUGAACAUGCUUCUCUGUGUUAACAUGAACUCAUUGGAAGCUCAGACUACCAGCCCCUCUCAGGCGGAGGGAAGUGGGUCUGUGCAGCUGCAGGCCCACAGCACUGCCCCACACUCUCUUCCUUCCCUCAGCGGGACUGAGCAGCCUCCAGCCACUUCCUGUCUCUGCUUUUAACUUCAGCCCUUCUCUCCCUUGAGUUUGCGGUGUCAUCUGAAUAAUACUUGAAAUUUUGUUUUUUUUUUAAGUGGGUUUUUUAUCUUUUGUUGAAAUCACCUGUUAUGUUUAUUUGCAAAAAUUAUAACUUUUUUGCUUCUCAGGAAUACGAUUUUCAGCUCUUGUCUUGCUCUUGAUAGACUCUGGAAGGAGGCCUCUUCCUGCACUCUAAUAAACCACCAUGUCGUUUC
Messenger RNA from Sorex fumeus (smoky shrew), 3036 nucleotides. It is a transcript of the gene CHFR, whose product is annotated as checkpoint with forkhead and ring finger domains. Gene Ontology annotation, cellular component: nucleus. Gene Ontology annotation, molecular function: ubiquitin-protein transferase activity; protein binding. NCBI's taxonomy places the organism in Eukaryota, Metazoa, Chordata, Mammalia, Eulipotyphla, Soricidae. Gene Ontology annotation, biological process: protein ubiquitination; mitotic cell cycle checkpoint signaling; ubiquitin-dependent protein catabolic process. The transcript is spliced from 17 exons. The coding region runs from base 182 to 2155 and encodes 657 amino acids. The record is from RefSeq and is a predicted model, not a curated record.